AUGACUUCGUUCGCUACAUCGAGCAUGAAGACGCCAGCCCUCGCGGGCAAGCCCCUGAGGGCGCGGUCCGCGGCCGGUGCUGCCCCCGCGCCCCGCGCGAGGACCGUGCGCGUGGCUGCCCAGGCCCCCAAGGGCGAGGACUCGCUGCUGUCGCGCAAGGAGCUCAUCCGCGCCGCUGGCCUGGUCGGCGCCGCGAUGAUGACGGGUGCUGCUAACGCUGAUGAGGGCGCCCCCAACGUCGCCUCGUCGCGCAUGUCGUACUCCCGGUUCCUCGAGUACCUGGAGAUGGGCCGUGUCAAGAAGGUCGACCUCUACGAGAACGGCACGAUCGCCAUCGUGGAGGCGGUGUCGCCCGAGCUGGGCAACCGCGUGCAGCGCGUGCGCGUGCAGCUGCCCGGCACGUCGGCCGAGCUGCUGAGCAAGUUCCGCGAGAAGAACAUCGACUUCGCGGCGCACUCGAGCACGGAGGACGGCUCGGCCGUGUUCCUCAACCUCCUCGGCAACCUGGCCUUCCCGCUGCUCCUCGUGGGCGGCCUCUUCCUGCUCUCGCGCCGCUCCCAGGGCGGCCAGGGCGGGCCCAUGGGCGGCCCGGGCGGCAACCCCAUGCAGUUCGGCAAGUCCAAGGCCAAGUUCCAGAUGGAGCCCAACACCGGCGUGAACUUCAACGACGUCGCGGGCGUGGAGGAGGCGAAGCGCGACUUCAUGGAGAUCGUCGAGUUCCUGAAGAAGCCCGAGAAGUUCACCGCCGUGGGGGCCAAGAUCCCCAAGGGCUGCCUCCUGGUGGGCCCGCCCGGGACGGGUAAGACGCUGCUCGCCAAGGCCAUCGCGGGCGAGGCGGGCGUGCCGUUCUUCUCCAUCUCCGGGUCGGAGUUCGUGGAGAUGUUCGUUGGUGUGGGUGCGUCGCGCGUGCGCGACCUGUUCAAGAAGGCCAAGGAGAACGCGCCGUGCAUCAUCUUCAUCGACGAGAUCGACGCCGUCGGGCGCUCGCGCGGCACCGGCAUCGGCGGCGGCAACGACGAGCGCGAGCAGACGCUCAACCAGCUGCUGACGGAGAUGGACGGGUUCGAGGGCAACACGGGCGUCAUCGUGGUCGCCGCCACCAACCGCGCCGACAUCCUCGACCCCGCGCUGCUGCGUCCGGGCCGCUUCGACCGCCAGGUGUCGGUGGACGCGCCCGACGUGAAGGGCCGCAUGGACAUCCUCGGCGUGCACGCGCGCAACAAGAAGCUCGACGAGGACGUGUCGCUGGAGAACAUCGCGCUCCGCACGCCCGGGUUCGCCGGCGCGGACCUGGCCAACCUGCUGAACGAGGCCGCCAUCCUCGCCGGCCGCCGCGGGCUGACGGCGAUCGGGCUCAAGGAGAUCGACGACGCCGUGGACCGCAUCGUGGCGGGCCUGGAGGGCCGCCUGAUGCAGGACGGCAAGGUCAAGUCGCUGGUGGCGUACCACGAGGUCGGGCACGCGAUCUGCGCCACGCUGACGCCGGGCCACGACCCCGUGCAGAAGGUGACGCUGGUGCCGCGCGGGCAGGCGCGCGGGCUGACGUGGUUCUCGCCGAACGAGGACCCCUCGCUGGUGUCGAAGCAGCAGCUGUUCGCGCGGCUCGUGGGCGCGCUGGGCGGCCGCGCGGCGGAGGAGGUGAUCUUUGGUGACGCCGAGGUGACGACGGGCGCGUCGGGCGACCUGCAGCAGGUGACGCAGCUGGCGCGCGCGAUGGUGACGGCGUACGGCAUGUCGGACUGCGGCCCGUGGAGCCUGCAGGACUCGCAGCAGGGCGACAUGAUCAUGCGCAUGAUGGCGCGCAACUCGAUGAGCGAGAACCUGCUGGCGAAGAUCGACGCCGCGGUCAAGGAGCUGGCCGAGAAGGCCUACGAGGACGCGCUCAAGGUCGUCGAGGACAACCGCGAGGCGAUGGACCGCAUCGUGGAGGUGCUCGUGGAGAAGGAGACGCUCACGGGCGACGAGUUCCGCUCGCUGCUCUCGGAGUACGCCACCAUCCCGGAGGUCAACAUCCCCAAGACCAUCUUCGAGGAGACCGGCGCCGUCGCCAGCGCGUUCAUCGACGUGAACGCCGAGGAGCAGCAGUAA
Messenger RNA from Pedinophyceae sp. YPF-701, 2088 nucleotides. Lineage: Eukaryota; Viridiplantae; Chlorophyta; Pedinophyceae. The record is from the annotation of a GenBank genome assembly.